Messenger RNA from Alligator mississippiensis (American alligator), 2878 nucleotides. It is a transcript of the gene TMEM278, whose product is annotated as transmembrane protein 88B. Gene Ontology annotation, molecular function: PDZ domain binding. The transcript is spliced from 2 exons. The record is from RefSeq and is a predicted model, not a curated record. Gene Ontology annotation, cellular component: plasma membrane. Bases 780 to 1319 code for a protein of 179 amino acids. Lineage: Eukaryota; Metazoa; Chordata; Crocodylia; Alligatoridae.
UGGCUUGAGUGGAGGAGUGGAGGCAAAGGAUUGGUUAGCAGAGGACGAGAAUUUGAUGAAGCUGUUGGAGAGUCAACACUGUAAACAGUGCAGUGUUGCAAAAAGCAGAGAGGCAGCUCGGAGAGGAAGACACCACUCCUGUCUGAGCGCCUGUGAAUGCAGGCGCUCGCCUGCACUGAAACCACACACGCUGCUCCCGGCAGCUUUUGUCUCUUUGCUUACGCUGAACAGUGGGGGCAAGUGUUCAGCCGGACAAGCAAGGGGGAAAGCUCGGGCUUGUUUUAGCUGGUGCCUUUGGUUUGAAGAAAGUUGGGCAGGAAGAAGGACUGGGGGCCGGGAGGCUGCCAGCACAAGCAGAUGAUGCCAAGUCCAGGAACAAGCUCUGAAAGUGCCUGAACCUGAGAGUCUUUGCAGACACCAGUGCUGAGAGCUGUGGGAGGAUGCUAAAACGGGGAGUUCUCGGGAGCUGUGCAGCACGGCAAGGCUAGGACAGAAGCUGCAGGGAGCUCUUUGGGAUCCUAUUCCUGUAAGGAAGAGAAAACAGAGAAACUCCAUCAAUUUGAAAGCCAAGCAAUAGCCCAGGGUCAGGGCAGGACCAAACUUCCAGCAGGUGCAUCUCUCCUAAUAUGCUAGCCAGGUGGCCCACAUAGCACCCCUGAUGCUGGCUGGUUAAGUGUUCUCUGCUGGCGCCUGGCUGAGGAAGACGCCCCAGGGACCCCCAUCCCGGGUCUGUGGCCACAGCAGAGAGAGCAGGACGGAGACAGCAACCCCCUUGGAGAAUGUCUGACCAGGAGAUCGAGGACUUUGAAGUGGACAAUCUGUCUGACACGUCCCGGAUGAUCCCGGGUCUCCCGCCUUACGACAUGGAUGACCAGCUGCUUCCCAUGGAGCCCCGUAGCGCCUGCUGCUGCUGGGCUUGGACCCUGAUGGUCGUCACCAUGAACUCUCUGGUCUUUCUCCUGAACUUGCUCCUGAUGGUCACCAUCUUCACCGUCGUGCUGCUGCCGACCAUCGUGGUGGUGUACUUUGGCUUCCAGUGCCACACCCGGGUGCUGCACUCCGACGCCUACUACUGCAAAACCAUCCUGGACGACAACAGUUCCUCCGCCCUCAUCAUCCUCGGCUUCGUCAUCAUGUCCCCACUCAUUGUGGUGGCCAUGGCCAUUUACUGCAGCCUGGCUCGGCACCUCCGCCUCUUUAUGUGCUUCCAGCCCUACUCCAGGGCCGUGUACAAGGGGGUGAAGUGGCGGUGGUACGAGGAGGGCGGGCUCUGCGGCUGCGCCAGGGAGUGGAACACCCAAGUGAAGGCCUGGGUCUGAGCCCACCGCACCGGUGCCCCCGUCCUGCCCGACGCACCAACCACCCCUGCCACGCACCCAAAGUCACCACCUGGAGCCCUCAUAGGCGGAGGCUCUCGGCUUGCCGAAAGGCCAGAACAUAGGCAGCUCCAUAGUAACCCCUUCCCUGUAGCUGCGUCUACACCUGGAAGCAUUAGCAGGGCUCUUCCUGUGGUGGUGGAAAAGCACAAAGGAGAGGCUCUCCUUACACGGGGCCAGUCGCAUCUGAAGUGAUCCUGAAGAGCCAGGGCUUGCUUGACAGCAAGCAGAAAUGGGGAUUCUCCAUCCAGUGAGGCAGAUGGGCAUGGCCAGACCCUGUGGCUUCUGCUGGGGUGGCCUGUUUUGCCUAGCGCUGGGUCCCUCUGAGCCUUGAUCUGGACUGAGCUGUGGUGGGAAGGGCUGCUGACUGCACUGCAGGCCUUGGAGAAAGCAAACGGGGCCCCCAGGUAAGACCCAGCCAGUCAGGAGGAGUCCAUCGAGGCUUCCCCACCCUAGACCCCCCUGUGGCUGCCAAGCCUCUGGUCCCCUCCCAAGGUACCUGUGAAUCUGCGCCUAUAUGACACCCAGGAGCUACUACAUUGCUGCACACUCAAUGUCUGCCCUGCUUUGCCAAGCCGCUUCCUUCGCUGUCUGUCAUGGUGAAUACAUCCCUUUUAGUCUUAACAGGGGCCAAGUGGCUUGAGGUGUUAAUCCCAGGCUGGGGGGUCUUCCCCGCCACGGGCGUGCUACCAAGCCUGAUGUGUUGGUGGUGACUAUUGCAAGUUGACAGCUGCUUGAUGGUCUGUUGGAGGAUGAGGUUUGCCCCUGCAUGCUGCUGUGGCACUGGCCCUCUCCGAUCUGCAAUAUUCUCAGUCUGUGCCAACUGGCCGCAGAGACGGCACUGCCCCGUGCAGAGCACGCCGGCAUGGACAGUUGCCUUGCUGAGAUCCAUGACACCUGCAGGCACGUGGGUGUGCUUCAUCUCCAGAGCUCUCCGGCUUGCACCUUGCACCUGAGGAAGCUUCUUCUGAAAGGGGCCAUGCAUUUGCAUUGAGCGAUACAACCUGACUCUCCUUCCCGCACCUGACAUGGUAGGACAUGCAAAGGGCCCAAUGCCCAGGUAAAGCCAAUGAGACUCUUGGAGCCUUUGUAGACUUCAGCAGUGUCACUCAGUCCCCAGAUGUAGUGAGCACAUGUUUGUGUGCACACAUGCGUGUGUGUGGGGGGGAAGCAUGUCAGCUUGGUGCAUAAUUCUCUAUUCUCUGACCCACCCCGGGCACCAGGGCGCUCAAGUCACUGGGCUGGGAGGGUCCUUCUAUGCUGCGUGACGUUGCUCACUGGAAGCCAUGUAUUCCCAGUCGCUGUUGUUCUUCUGUCUGUCAAACGUGACCCUGUCAAGUGCUGAUGUAUAAAUAAAGCUCACAUUGGGGUCCUGCCCGCAGGCCUCUCUUCAUGCUGUCUGAGCAGCAACUAUACAGAUAGUUUCUGUGCGGUGCCCAUUGUAACGUGACUGGGCCGUCGAGGCCCCUUGUUGUAUAUUAAACAAGAAUUUGUGUGUUUUC